Messenger RNA from Bufo bufo (common toad), 1273 nucleotides. RefSeq names its product ficolin-1-B-like. The record is from RefSeq and is a predicted model, not a curated record. The coding region runs from base 46 to 990 and encodes 314 amino acids. NCBI's taxonomy places the organism in Eukaryota, Metazoa, Chordata, Amphibia, Anura, Bufonidae. The transcript is spliced from 9 exons.
AUAAGCCUUAAGGAAGCUGAAGUUCAGAUCGCGAGUGUAGCCAGUAUGUGGACUUCUAUGGUCACUGUUCUCUGCCUGGCAACCUGUAUUAGUAAUGCUGAAGACUCAUGUCCAGAAGUAAAAUAUGUGGCAAUUGGAGAAACCGAGAAGUUGACUAUUCUCCGAGGAUGUCCUGGUCUGCCUGGACCUCCUGGACAAAAAGGAGAAGCCGGUCCAUCAGCAGAGAAAGGACCCAAAGGAGACCCCGGGAAGGUUGGACCUGCAGGGCCGCCAGGAUCUGCAGGUUCUCCUGGAUUAAAGGGACAAAAAGGAGAGAAGGGGGAACCUGGCUCCUCAGCUCCAGCAUAUGCUCAUCGAAAUUGCAAGGAACUGCGAGACCAAGGGACUUUCCUCAGUGGUUGGUACAAAAUAUACCCAGAUGGCGAGAAUCCGCUUACAGUCUUGUGUGACAUGGAUACAGAUGGAGGAGGAUGGAUUGUUUUCCAGAGACGUUAUGAUGGCAGUGUGAAUUUUUUUAGAGAGUGGAAAGACUACAAGCAAGGGUUUGGUAACCAACUAAGUGAAUUCUGGCUGGGAAAUGAUAAUAUUCAUCGCCUUACCUCUACAGGAACUCAUCAGCUUCGAGUUGAUCUGACAGAUUUUGAAAAUGAUUCCACUUUCGUCACAUAUGCUUCGUUUGCCCUAUCAGGAGAAGAUGACAAUUAUAAGCUGAACAUUGGCGCUUUCACUGGAGGCAGUACAGGCGACUCUCUCUCUUAUCACAACAAUCGUCCUUUCACAACCAAAGACAGAGACAAUGAUGAAUAUCCACAAAACUGUGCGGUAUCGUUUAAAGGUGCUUGGUGGUACGGAAGCUGCCAUAACUCCAAUCUGAACGGGCAGUAUCUGAGAGGAAAACAUGCCAGCUACGCGGACGGAGUUAAUUGGAAAAGCGGACAAGGGCAGAAUUACUCCUAUAAAAUCACAGAAAUGAAGUUCAGGCCAGUUUAAUACAUACUGUAUAAUGUGAACAGAGACCUUAUGAAUCACGUCAUUGAAAGAUUAAAUUACUGUAUCUGACGUAUAAUAGACCCAGAUCAUAAGGGUCAAGUCUGUGAUCUCGGACCUCCACUAAUAUUUAGCCUACAAAUAAAAUAGUACAUUUUUUGCUGUAAAGGUGUUUGUCUAUGUGUAUGAUGCACCCAGAAUUCAUAAAACAAUCUUUUAUAUGGCUGAUCUGUAUAUGCAACCUCAUAUAUAAUACAUAACUUCCUACAAUAAAUGUUUUCUACUA